Opisthorchis viverrini is the source of this 1059-nucleotide messenger RNA. RefSeq lists its product as hypothetical. Lineage: Eukaryota; Metazoa; Platyhelminthes; Trematoda; Opisthorchiida; Opisthorchiidae. The record is from RefSeq and is a predicted model, not a curated record. Gene Ontology annotation, cellular component: protein kinase CK2 complex; nucleus; cytosol. The transcript is spliced from 6 exons. Gene Ontology annotation, molecular function: ATP binding; protein serine/threonine kinase activity. The coding region runs from base 1 to 1059 and encodes 352 amino acids. Gene Ontology annotation, biological process: protein phosphorylation.
AUGCCUGUGGCUAGUAAAGCCCGGGUCUAUGCCGAUGUUACGGCCAAUCGACCUCGGGAAUAUUGGGACUACGAGGCUCACCAGAUUCGAUGGGGUGAUCAAGAGGAUUAUCAGAUUGUAAAAAAGUUGGGCCGGGGUAAAUACAGUGAGGUUUUCGAGGGAAUCAAUGUAACUACCAACGAGAAGUGUGUGAUCAAGGCCUUGAAACCGGUUAAGAAGGCUAAAAUCGCUCGCGAAAUUAAAAUAUUGGAAAACCUACGUGGGUUGACUAAUAUAAUCAUUCUGGAGGCAGUUGUCCGCGAUGUUAAAAGUCGAACUCCUGCACUCAUUUUUGAACAUGUGGAUAACACAGACUUCAAAGAACUGUAUCAGACUCUGAGUGAUCAUGAUAUCCGCUACUAUCUGUUUGAGCUAUUACGUGCACUUGAUGUAUGUCAUAGCAUGGGAAUUAUGCACCGUGAUGUCAAGCCUCACAACAUUCUGAUCAAUCACACCGAAAGACAGCUCCGUCUAAUCGAUUGGGGUCUCGCGGAAUUCUAUCACCCAGGACAAGAAUACAAUGUCCGAGUGGCCUCACGACAUUAUAAAGGGCCUGAAUUGUUGGUGGACUAUCAGAUGUACGAUUAUUCCCUAGACCUAUGGUCUGUAGGAUGCGUAUUUGCUAGCAUGAUUCUAAGACGAGAGCCGUUUUUCCACGGUCACGAUAACUACAAUCAACUCGUGCGUAUUACUAGAGUGCUUGGCACAGACGAGCUGUUCCAGUAUUUGAACAAAUAUGACAUAAAGUUGGACGCGCGUUUUAGUGAGCUGAUAGACCGCCACCCGCGAAAACGCUGGGACCGCUUUGUGCAUCCGGAAAAUCAGCACUUGGUCUGUCCUGAAGCCUUGGAUUUGUUGGACAAACUCCUGCGAUAUGACCAUCAGGAGAGGUUGACAGCACGUGAAGCGAUGGAACAUCCAUAUUUCAAAUCAAUUGUUUUGGAACACGGUGGAUCUAUUCCCGCAUCUGCUCAAAGUAACCAGAAUCACUCAGGAAAUGAUGUCAAGGCGACAGGUUAA